This is a messenger RNA of Serpula lacrymans var. lacrymans S7.9, 1575 nucleotides long. RefSeq lists its product as uncharacterized. NCBI's taxonomy places the organism in Eukaryota, Fungi, Basidiomycota, Agaricomycetes, Boletales, Serpulaceae. The transcript has 13 exons. Bases 1 to 1575 code for a protein of 524 amino acids. The record is from RefSeq and is a predicted model, not a curated record.
AUGGUCGCGGGUACUCCUGUGCCACAAAGUUCUCCACCAUCCGUGACUUUGGAUGAUGCCAUCUUUACUGGCACCACUAACGGGAGCGUUUCGGCGUUCUUGGGUAUACCUUACGUGCAACCUCCUGUUGGCGAUCUCCGCUUCCAUCUUCCUCAAGCCAUCUCGCCCUACAACGGUACUUAUAACGCUUCAGCCUACGGACCUAGUUGUCCACAACAGACGGUCACAGUCCCUGGGAAUUUAACUGCUGAAACGGAAGCUAUUCUCACCGCUCUAGCUGCAGACGGCGGCGCACAGAGCGAGGAUUGUCUUACGAUAAAUGUUUACACGCCAGCCAGUGCCACUACAAACUCAAAAUUACCUGUAGUUGUGGUGCGUGGUUUCGCGGUCGGCGGUGCAUCCACAUACCCGGGAGACGUUAUUGUCAACAGGUCUCUUGCACUUAAUGAGCCUGUCAUCUAUAAAGUCGCAAAACGAUCAACUUGUUUAGGAUUUGGCUUUUUGGCUGGGAAAGAAGUCAUGGAUGCAGGUGUAGCAAAUUUCGAACGUCAGGCCCUGAGAUGGGUACAGCAAUACAUCAGCUCAUUCGGUGGUGACCCUAGUAAAGUUACGAUCUGGGGCCAAAGCGCAGGUUCUACUUCUAUUGUAUACCACAUGAUCACAAAUGGAGGCGACAAUGAAGGACUAUUCCGCGGUGCGUACAUGAACUCUGGCUCUCAACUCCCCGUCAGCGGCAUGAAAGGUGGCCAGCCAUACUACGAUACCAUGGUCAAGGACACAGGUUGCUCAAAUUCGUCUGACACUCUGCAAUGCCUCCGAGAAGCACCUUACGGCACUCUCAAGAGCGCGAUUGAUAAUGUUCCUACCUUUUAUGAUUACCAGGCUCCCAUCUUGCCCUGGAUGCCUCGUCCUGACGGCGUUUUCCUUGUUGACAACCCUCAAACUCUGAUCAAAGAGGGUUCUGUGGCGAAUGUAUCUUUUGUAAAUGGAGACUGUGACGAUGAGGCCACUCCUUUCUCGUACGCCUCUCUUAAUAUUACAACUGAGCAGGAACUCCGAGUCUACAUUACAACUUAUUGGUCACCUCAUGUAUCUAACUCGACCUUGGACAAAGUAAUGGAGCUGUAUCCUGUCACUCCUGCGGACGGCUCCCCUUUUAAUACUGGCAACAACAACACGGUGACGCCGCAGUUCAAGCGUGUAGCCGCCUUCCUUGGUGAUAUCAAUUUCCAAGGCCCUCGCCGGUUCCUCUUGCAGGCACGUUCUGGCCACCGAAAGAUCUGGUCUUUCCUCAGCAAACGGAUGAAGGAUACUCCCGGGUUUGGCGCUUUCCAUGGUUCAGACAUAGACAUCAUCUAUGGUUCUGCUGAUAUGACAGACUAUUUAAUCCGUUUCGUGGCAAACCUUGAUCCUAGUGGAAACACAGGGAUUAACUGGCCUCAAUACAAGAACGAGACACCCAACCUCUUGACUUUCCUAGAUGGCUCAAUUCCGGCCAACAUUACACAAGACACGUACAGAAAGGAGGGUAUCGAGUUGGUGACACGGAUGAUGUUGGAUGACCCCUGGCAAUAA